AUGUGGGCCCACGCCUUUCCCGCCAUCCCGGCUUUGGGGGUCAUUUCUGGAGAACGUGAAAACAGCAGUGGGGACAGGGAUUCCUCCGAGCCGUGGAACCACGAAAUCCCGGCUGACAUCCAGGAGAGAAUCUCCCACCUCAGGACGGUGCCUGCGGACAAAGUGACUGUCUGGAUCGAUCCCCUGGAUGCCAUGCAGGAGUACAGAGAGGGCCUCCUGUCCUACGUGAGCACGAUGGUGUGCGUGGCUGUAGACGGGAAGCCGGUCAUCGGAGUCAUUCACAAACCCUUCUCGGGGUUCACAGGGUACAAAGUGCUCUCCCUCCUGGAACUCGAGCGGGCCGAGCAGCCGGACCAGGCGGACGGCUACGUCCACGUCACCUCCAUCGCCAAGUGGGACGUCUGUGCGGGCCACGCGCUGCUCGCCGCCCUCGGGGGCCGGGUGACCACCCUGUCGGGCCAGGACAUCCAUUAUCGGGACUCGCCGGUCAACAAGGAGGGGCUGAUCGCCAGCGUGGGCCUGGAUCCCCGCGACCUCGUGAGGAAGGUCAGCCGGGCCGCCGGAAGCCGUGGGAGAAACGACGAGGGAAUCCGUGGGGCGCUCCUCGGGGAGUCCGUGGGGCGGGAUCGGAGCGGGAAAAGAAACCGGCGUGGCCGCUGGGAUCUUGAAAGAUAA
Messenger RNA from Tachyglossus aculeatus (Australian echidna), 675 nucleotides. Its product is annotated as Golgi-resident adenosine 3',5'-bisphosphate 3'-phosphatase-like. Bases 1 to 675 code for a protein of 224 amino acids. Gene Ontology annotation, biological process: phosphatidylinositol phosphate biosynthetic process. Lineage: Eukaryota; Metazoa; Chordata; Mammalia; Monotremata; Tachyglossidae. The record is from RefSeq and is a predicted model, not a curated record. The transcript has 6 exons. Gene Ontology annotation, molecular function: 3'-nucleotidase activity. Gene Ontology annotation, cellular component: endomembrane system.